GGCCGCAGCGGCUGACGGCGGGGGAGGAGCCGGGUCCGCUGCCGGUUGGAGGGGCCAGGCGAGUGUCCUUAUCCUAGCUAUUGGGGCUCCGGCCUGUAAGCCAGUUGGAGUCGCGUCAGCGAGAACGAUUGGGCCGAGCGGAGAAAGUCAUGUUGCUCUUCGUGGAGCAUUUGUAGGGUUAAGUGGCAUGGGAUUUCUGUUUCUGAUAGUAAAUAGCAGGUAACAUCUAAAGGAACUGGCUUAAAUCCUAAUGCCAAAGUAUGGCAAGAAAUACCUCCAGGAAAUACUGAUGCCACACCAGUAACUCAUGGAACUGAAAGCUCUUGGCAUGAAACAGCAGCCACAUCAGGGUCUCAUCCUGAGGGUAAUAGAGAACUUGCAGAUGAUAUGUGUAAGGAAUAUGAAGUAAUGUAUUCAUCUUGUGAAACCACAAGAACUACUACAGGCAUUGAGGAAUCAACUGAUGGAAUGAUUUUGGGACCAGAAGAUCUGAGUUACCAAAUAUAUGAUGUUUCUGGAGAAAGCAACUCAGCAAUUUCUACAGAAGAACUAAAAGAGUGUUUGAAGAAACAAUUAGAAUUCUGUUUCUCACGAGAAAAUUUGUCAAAGGAUCUUUACCUCAUAUCUCAAAUGGACAGUGAUCAGUUCAUCCCAAUUUGGACAGUUGCCAACAUGGAAGAAAUAAAAAAACUGACCACAGACCCUGACCUAAUUCUUGAAGUGUUGAGAUCUUCUCCCAUGGUGCAAGUUGAUGAGAAGGGCGAGAAAGUGAGACCAAGUCAUAAGCGUUGUAUUGUAAUUCUUAGAGAGAUUCCUGAAACAACACCAGUAGAGGAAGUAAAAGCUUUGUUUAAAAAUGAAAACUGCCCCAAGGUGAUAAGCUGUGAAUUUGCACACAAUAGCAACUGGUAUAUCACUUUCCAGUCAGACACAGAUGCACAGCAGGCUUUUAAAUACUUAAGAGAAGAAGUUAAGACAUUUCAGGGCAAGCCAAUCAUGGCAAGGAUAAAAGCCAUCAAUACGUUUUUUGCUAAGAAUGGUUAUCGAUUAAUGGAUUCUAGUAUGUAUAGUCCUCCCAUUCAAACUCAAGCACAGUAUGCCUCACCGGUCUUUAUGCAGCCUGUAUAUAAUCCUCACCAACAGUACUCUGUUUAUAGUAUUGUGCCUCAGUCUUGGUCUCCAAAUCCCACACCUUACUUUGAAACACCACUGGCUCCUUUUCCCAAUGGUAGUUUUGUGAAUGGCUUUAAUUCACCAGGAUCUUAUAAAACAAAUGCUGCUGCUGCUGCUGCUGUGAAUAUGGGUCGACCAUUCCAAAAAAAUCGUGUGAAGCCUCAUUUUAGGUCAGGUGGUUCAGAACACUCAACAGAGGGCUCUGUGUCAUUGACGGAUGGACCAUUGAACAGAUCUGGUUCAAGGAACUUUCCAACUGAACGACAUAACCCUACAGUAACAGGGCACCAGGAGCAAAGCUACCUUCCAAAAGAGACUCCCACUUUGCAGAUGGAACAGAAUGGGGACUAUGGUAGGGGCAGGAGAACUCUCUUCAGAGGUCGAAGACGUCGGGAAGAUGAAAGGAUCCCAAGACCCCAUCCUUCAACAGCUGAAGCAAAGGCUCCAACACCAAAGUUUGACUUAUUAGCCUCAAAUUUUCCUCCUUUACCUGGAAGUUCAUCCCGAACGCCAGGUGAACUUGUUUUGGAGAGUAGGAUGUCUGAUGUUGUUAAAGGUGUCUGCAAAGAAAAGGAUAAGGAAGAGUUGAGAGUUAGUUGCCCAGUGACUGCAGAGGAUGAACAGACAGACUGCACCUCUGCCCAGCAACUCAAUAUGAGCACCAGUCCUCCAUGUACAGCUGAGCUUUCUGCAUUAAGCACAACUCAGCAAGAAAAGGAUCUAAUAGAGGAUUCCACUGUUCAGAAAGAUGUUCCCAACCAGACAACUAUACCAGUUUCUUCCCCGAGUACUGCAAAGCCAUCGAGAGCAAAUACUGCUUCACCGUGUAAUAGUAACAGAAGUGCAGCUGUAGCCGUGGCCCUACAGGAACCUCGGAAGCUAAGUUAUGCUGAAGUGUGCCAGAAGCCCCCUAAAGAGCCAUCUCCAGUUCUUGUGCAGCCACUGCGAGAACUUCGCUCCAAUGCAGUAUCUCCCACCAAAAAUGAAGAGAAUGGAGCUCCUGAGAAGUCCUUCGAGAAACAACAUGAGAAGCCAGAAGCAAGGGCUAGUAAGGAUUACUCUGGCUUCCGAGGCAAUGCCAUUCCUAGGGGAGCAGCUGGAAAAAUCAGGGAACAGAGACGCCAGUUUGGCCAUAGGGCUAUACCUCAGGGAGUGACUCGACGUAAUGGCAAAGAGCAAUACGUGCCACCCAGAUCACCAAAGUAAACAAAAACAAAAAAACUGUUCAAAAACUUCUCUCUCUUCCCAUUAAACUUGAGCCUGGCUAUAUUGAACUGUUUUGGAGGGGAGGGCGUGGCCAGGAAGGAAACAAGAGAAAGUACAUCCUUAAAUCAUUAUGGAUUUUGGAGUUGUGAGCUAUAGAAUCCCAAAAUUCAUCUCUAAAGCGAUUUUAAAAUGCUGGAGGAUUCCAAUCAGUAUAAAUAUAUAUAUAUAUGUAUACAUAUAUAAAAAUAUAAUUUUUCUAUUUUUGUUUUUGAUUUUAAUUUGCAGAGAUCUUCUGCCUGGAAUCAAUUUUGAGGGUUCAGAUUUAGCUUGGGAAAAAAACACAUUAUACAUCCUUCAGUAUAGGAGAUGAGGGAGUGAGAGAAAAUAUUUUUUGAAGAAACAUUUCUGUAAAAUUAGAAAUUACUUUUUUUAAUCUAUUUAAAGUUUGGCUUGGAGAAUGCCAUUUCUGCCUAUAUGGCCUUGUGUUGCAAAACAGAUCAGUGGCUGGGGUGACUGUUGUGGUGUGAGUGUGUGCAAGUAUGAUUGAAGCCAAAUCUGUUGUCAUGUUAGUAAAUGAUUUGAAAACUGAAUGUAAUACUUGAGUAGAUUUUUUUUUUUCCAGUUUGAAAUUUAGUCUGUCUUUUUGACCUUACUAAUAUUUCAUUCAACAAGCUGUUAAACUCUGAUUGUACUUGGGGAUGUGACUACCAAUCAGUUUGAUACUCAAGGAAAGAAUGGGGGUUAUUUGAAAAAUUAAAAUUUUGUGUUAUAUCUGAGUGGGUGGGUCAAAUGGAGCUCAGAGGUUUAAGCUGCCCUGUGAUUUUUCUUCCCCCCCUAAAAUAGGAAACGAUUUCUUUCUUUUGUUACUUUCUUCCUUACUCUGUUCUUUGACUACCCACCCCCAAAAGCAAAAUAACCAAUCACCUACAGAAUUGUAUGUUUCUAGUAGCCUGGCUCAGUCUAGUCAAAUCAUAUAACUGUUCUAAAUUUCUGACUUGAACGUUAAAGUAUUUUACUCUUCUGGUCAUGUAUUUAGAACUUUAGAUCCCAGAAUGAUAGGGCAGACUGACCCUACAGUAAUUUAUUUGUGUUAGUGUUAAAGAUGAAACAUUGUAGCUGACUCUUAAAGUGUUAAAUAGUAUAGAUGUAAAAAGAAAUUUCUUUUUAAAGUUUUAAUUUGGGGACAACUUUUUCUGUUUACAAUGUAUUUAUCACCUUCCUUCUUUCCCUUUCUCAAAAAAAAAAAAAAAGCAGUUUGGAAUUCACAGAAACAGAACCAGCAAGUCACAAAAUUUUUGAGUUAAGGUUAGAAAGAUAGUUAAAAUUAACAUAUAAUUUCUCAGUGAAUAAAGUUGUAGCUCUCACAUUAAAUAGGCAAGUUUACAUGCUGGUGUUUAGAAAAUGGCUAAAAAAUUAAAAACCAUGUUGCAUUAAUCUGUUUUAAGUCAUACCAUUUUCAGAGUUCUAUGUAAGGUGGGGUUUUGUUUUCUUUUUAGGGAUAGUUUGUGAUAGUAAUAACUGUCCCUUAUGUUAGUGAAUUACAUAUGUACAAAUUGAAACUGUAAAUUGUGAACACUGGAAAGCACCAUUGUGACAUAGAGUAAACAUCUUAGUAAUAUAUUAAAAUGAAUGUAAAUGAGGGUUAAAAUUACAUUACUGUGAAACUCAUCUUCCAACUCUAAGUUAAGCUUUGGAGAUUUGUAUUAGUAGGUAACUGUUCAGAGCUUUGAAAACACCGCACAUUUCUGUACAAGCCAGAAUUAUCAUUUCUUUGUAACUUAUUAUUCAGCUUGGCAAUUGCUUUUGAUUUGGUGGAUUGAUAACAUGAUAUAAUAUAUUUAAGCAGUUUGAAACUAUUCAUUUCUACACACUAUUUUCUACUAAAUGAAACAUACAAUAAAACUACCUGUGCUGAAAUUUGGGGGAAGUUUAGGUCUUUAAAAAAAAAAAGUAUUAAUAAUCACUGACUACAUCUAUGAUAAAAGUGCUUAUUUUGGUUUACUUAGAUAAUGCUGCAGCUGGUGGAAAUGAUAAACGUUUAAAGUGUUAACACUCUGUGAAUGUAUUGGAUUUAAGAGAAUAAACAUUUUACAAAAAUC
Messenger RNA from Balaenoptera musculus (blue whale), 4478 nucleotides. RefSeq names its product La ribonucleoprotein 4 (gene LARP4). The coding region runs from base 388 to 2379 and encodes 663 amino acids. The record is from RefSeq and is a predicted model, not a curated record. Lineage: Eukaryota; Metazoa; Chordata; Mammalia; Artiodactyla; Balaenopteridae. Gene Ontology annotation, cellular component: cytoplasmic stress granule; cytosol. Gene Ontology annotation, biological process: positive regulation of translation. Gene Ontology annotation, molecular function: mRNA 3'-UTR binding. The transcript has 17 exons.